AAGAAGAUGAGGAAAAUGCGGACUCUUCUCGGCUUUGUGCACUGCUGCUGCUGCUGCUUCUUGCUCCUCCUGCCUCCGCCGCUCCGGGUCAGCCUGGCAGCGGCCAAGCAGCUGCUGAGGUACCGGCUGGCCGAGGAGGGACCCGCCGACAUCCGCAUCGGUAACGUGGCCGCCGACCUGGGCAUCGUGACAGGCUCCGGAGAGGUGACAUUCAGCCUGGAAUCAGGUUCCGACUACCUCAAGAUCGAUAACAUGACCGGGGAGCUGAGCACCACGGAGCGGCGCAUCGACCGCGAGAAGCUGCCGCAGUGCCAGAUGAUCUUCGACGAGAACGAGUGCUUCUUGGACUUCGAGGUGUCGGUCAUCGGCCCCUCGCAGAGCUGGGUGGACCUCUUCGAGGGCCGGGUCAUCAUCCUGGACAUCAAUGACAACACCCCCACCUUCCCUUCCCCCGUCCUCACGCUCACCGUGGAGGAGAACCGGCCCGUGGGGACCCUCUACCUGCUCCCCACCGCCACCGACAGGGAUUUCGGCCGCAACGGCAUCGAGCGCUACGAGCUGCUGCAGGAACCCGGAGGGGACGGGGGACGGCGCGGCGGCGGCGGCGGCGGUGGAGGCGGCGGCGGGGGCGGUGCUGCGGCGGCCGGCUCGGAGAGCGCCCUCUAUCCCGGCGGCAGCAAGCGGAGGCAGGAGGCGGAGGCCCGCAGCAGCGUGUUUGAGCUGCAGGUGGCCGACACCCUGGACGGGGAGAAGCAGCCGCAGCUGAUCGUCAAGGGGGCGCUAGACCGUGAGCAGCGGGACUCCUACGAACUGAGCCUGCGCGUGCGCGACGGCGGCGAGCCCGCGCGUUCAUCACAGGCCAUCCUGCGCGUGCUGAUCACCGACGUGAACGACAACAGCCCCCGCUUCGAGAAGAGCGUCUACGAGGCCGACCUGGCGGAGAACAGCAGCCCCGGGACCCCUAUCUUGCAGCUGCGAGCCACCGACCUGGACGUAGGGGUGAACGGGCAGAUCGAGUACGUCUUUGGGGCAGCCACCGAGUCGGUCAGGCGGCUGCUGCGGCUGGAUGAGACCUCAGGGUGGCUCAGCGUCCUGCACCGCAUUGACCGUGAGGAGGUUAACCAGCUGCGCUUCACCGUGAUGGCCCGGGACCGUGGGCAGCCCCCUAAGACAGACAAGGCCACGGUGGUGUUGAACAUCCGUGAUGAGAAUGACAAUGUGCCCACCAUUGAUAUCCGGAAGAUUGGGCGCAUCCCACUGAGGGAUGGAGUGGCCAGCGUGGCUGAGGACGUGCUGGUGGAUACCCCCAUUGCCCUGGUGCAGGUAUCAGAUCGGGACCAAGGCGAAAACGGUGUGGUGACCUGCACCGUGGUGGGGGAUGUGCCCUUCCAGCUCAAGCCAGCCAGUGAAGGUGAAGGGGAGCCGCAGAACAAGCGCAAGUACUUCCUCCACACCUCAGCCCCUCUGGACUAUGAGGCUGUACGUGACUACAAUGUGGUGAUUGUAGCUGUGGACUCAGGCAGCCCCAGCUUGUCCAGUAACAACUCCUUGCUAGUGCGGGUUGCAGACACUAAUGACAACCCUCCUGUGUUCGGCCAGGCUGUGCUGGAGGUUUCUUUCCCAGAGAACAAUCUGCCUGGUGAGAGGGUGGCCACAGUUGUGGCCACAGAUGCGGACAGUGGCAAGAAUGCCGAGCUCACCUAUUCCCUGGAGCCCUCACCCCUCUCCUCAGAGUCACCAAGCGGCAUCUUCAGCAUUGACCCCGACUCUGGGGAUGUGUCUGUGCAAGUGGUGCUGGACCGUGAGCAGCGUGACACCUAUGAGUUCCAAGUGACGGCCCGAGACAAAGGGGUGCCAUCACUGCAGGGCUCCACCAUGGUGGUGGUGCGGGUGGCAGAUCGCAAUGACAAUGAGCCGCGCUUCAUGCAGGAUGUGUUCACUUUCUACGUGAAGGAGAACCUGCAGCCCAACAGUCCCGUGGGCAUGGUGACUGUGAUGGACUUUGACAAGGGGCGCAAUGCUGAGCUCAGCCUUUCCAUACAGCCCAGUGAUCAUGACCAGGCAACUGGCAUCUUCUCCAUUGAAAAUGACACAGGAACCAUCUACUCCACAGUCUCAUUUGACCGGGAGCAGCAGACCAGCUACACCUUCAAAGUGAAGGCGGUGGAUGGGGGUGAGCCGUCACGUUCGGCCACUGCUACUGUGUCCCUCUUCGUAAUGGAUGAGAAUGACAAUGCGCCCACUGUUACUUUCCCCAGCAACAGCUCCUACACUGUGUUGCCGCCCUCCAGCAACAUGCGCACUGUAGUGGCCACGGUGGUUGCAACUGAUGCUGACACCGGUCUCAAUGCUGACCUCAACUACAGCAUUGUUGGAGGAAACCCCUUCAAGCUCUUCGAGAUUGAUCCAGCCAGUGGCGUGGUAUCACUGGUGGGCAAGCUGGCCCCUAAGCACUAUGGCCUGCACCGCCUUGUUGUACAAGUGAAUGACAGUGGCCAGCCACCCCAGUCAACAACUGCCCUGCUCCAUGUCUUCGUCAAUGAGAGCUUGUCCAAUGCCACCGUAGUGGAGGGCCAGGUGGCACGCAGCCUCCACACACCUCUGGCCCAGGACAUUGCCGGUGAUCCCAGCUACGAGCUGAGCAAACAGCGCCUCAGCAUUGUCAUCGGUGUGGUGGCUGGCAUAAUGACUGUCAUCCUCCUCAUCCUGGUGGUGGUCAUGGCCCGCUACUGCCGCUCCAAGGGCAAGCAUGGCUAUGAGGCUGGCAAGAAGGACCAUGAGGACUUCUUCACCCCACAGCAGCAUGACAAGGCCAAGAAGCCCAAGAAGGACAAGAAAGGCAAAAAGGGCAAGCAGCCUCUCUACAGCAGCAUCGUCACUGUCGAGGCCUCCAAGCCCAAUGGGCAGCGCUAUGACAGCGUGAACGAGAAGCUCUCGGACAGCCCUGGCAUGGGCCGCUACCGCUCAGUCAAUGGUGGCCCGGGCAGCCCCGACCUAGCCCGGCAUUACAAGUCGAGCUCACCACUGCCCACCGUGCAGCUGCACCCGCAGUCCCCCACUGCUGGCAAAAAGCACCAGGCCGUGCAGGACCUGCCCCCUGCCAACACCUUCGUGGGCGCUGGUGACAACAUUUCCAUUGGCUCGGACCACUGCUCCGAGUACAGCUGCCAGGCCAGCAGCAAGUACAGCAAGCAGCCAUUUCGUAGAGUGACGUUUUCUGUUGUGAGUCAGCCUCAGGACCCACAUCAAGGGUCUUUGCAGAGUUGCUAUGACAGCGGUCUGGAGGAGUCAGAAACACCAAGCAGUAAGAGUUCAUCAGGGCCAAGACUGGGUGCCCUUCCACUCCCAGAGGACAACUACGAAAGGACUACGCCGGAUGGCAGUGUUGGUGAGGCAGAGCAUAUGGAAAAUGAUUCAAGGCCUCUGCCAGAUGUAGCCCUGACAGGGAAGUGUACCCGAGAAUGUGAUGAAUAUGGCCACUCGGACUCCUGCUGGAUGCCAGUUCGCACUUCUCCUGAAAGAAAGCAGAAGAGCCAGCCAAAACUCUCCACUUUCAUGCCUGUUGAUGAACGGGGCAGUCAGGAAAAGCUGGCCAAUGGAGAAGCUUCCCUCAUGGGUGAUCGCAACAGAAACCUCCUUAACAAAAAGUUGACCUCAUCCUAUGAGACCUUCAGCGCCGCUAGUUUCAGCAAGAAAGAAGAAGGCAAUCCAGAAGAUAUCCCCCUUACACAGACAGGGGAAUAUAAGCCAUCUCCUGUCAAUACUCUAACUAGAAGAGAAGUUUACCUGUAAGCUAAAAAGCAGCAACAAAUUUCUUUCAUGUUGUGAGCAAGAAAAGGGGCAAAAGUCUUAAAAGCAAAACAAUUUUAAUAAAAAUAUGAAACAAAAAGAGGAGGCCACCAAAGAGACAUAAGCUCUGCUUGCCACUUCUGCCUCCAUAGCAGGCAUUUAAUUAUAUGGUCUGCCUGACUAUACUGUACAAUGUAGAAAAUGUUGUUACUUGCAUGUCAAAUCCCCCCUCACCAAUUUUUAUUUUCCUAAAUCUAUGGUUGCAAACUCCUCCUAUAGUAAUGAGCUUGAUUAAAAAGGACACAACAUGUUGUUUCUCCUCUGCAGAAGCAUGAGUUAAGCCACUCAUUUUUUCGAUGGUCAUCUGGCUUGUUGAGGAUAACAGGUCAGGGAAAAUGUAUUCAAAGCAUAUCAUCUAAAUAUUGCUGAUCCCCACCAGGGACAAUCCUUCCGAAACCAUACAGAUAUAAAGAUAAAUAUAAAGGAAUAAUCAUUAAUAGGCACUUUGUGAAGACCACAGCUUUAAUAUUCUCACCUCUCAUCUGACGCAGGAUGCUACAGAGACACGUUCAGCUUGAGACUGCCGUCCAAAACAUGGCAAACUUUCUUAUGAAUCAUGAACUCUGGUUCUGUUUUAUCCAUAGAACAAAUGUGUUCUAGCUGUGUCUCUUUCUCUCCUUCUCUCUCGUUCUCUGUAAUGAUUACUUCAAUGUAAACACAAUUAGUAACACAUAGUAGCAUAGUAAUGAUAAACUCUUGAAAUCAUUUUUUUGGACAAGACUAACAUUUAACUGGGAAGAUAGUAAUAACAAAAAGGCCAAAGAUCACACUAUGGAUCAGGGGAACUGCUAAGUAUUGGGGCUUGGCAUAGAAAACUAAUAUACUCAUGCACAUGUACUCAUAACACACCUUCAGUUACAUUUGCACAGCAGCACGUUCUACAAGCCCAGAUGACAAUAUUUUUUCCAGUGCGGUUCAGUUGAAUGCCUAAAGGAAAUGAUGUGGGUUUUUCUUUUUUUUGUGAUGACAUGAUAUGUUGCAGCAGAUGUUUCAUAUAUGAUACUGCCAAUUCCAGGGAAUUUCUGAAGUCAAAAUUAAAAAAUAGUAGUAUUGCUAGAA
Messenger RNA from Lagopus leucura (white-tailed ptarmigan), 4908 nucleotides. It is a transcript of the gene PCDH7, whose product is annotated as protocadherin 7. Gene Ontology annotation, cellular component: plasma membrane. The transcript is spliced from 3 exons. The coding region runs from base 7 to 3792 and encodes 1261 amino acids. Gene Ontology annotation, biological process: homophilic cell-cell adhesion. Gene Ontology annotation, molecular function: calcium ion binding. The record is from RefSeq and is a predicted model, not a curated record. NCBI's taxonomy places the organism in Eukaryota, Metazoa, Chordata, Aves, Galliformes, Phasianidae.